Molecule: messenger RNA, 1343 nt
Organism: Neohortaea acidophila
Lineage: Eukaryota; Fungi; Ascomycota; Dothideomycetes; Mycosphaerellales; Teratosphaeriaceae
Product: RmlC-like cupin domain-containing protein
Exons: 1
Coding region: 79-1227 (382 amino acids)
Source: RefSeq, a predicted model, not a curated record
CAAGAUCCCAUUCCAGCACCCUCUCACAUCUUCUAGCAAUCCGACAAAGGCAAUAUAAAUACGCCACAUCGCCACUCAAUGAGGCUUCCCAUCUCCAUUUUAAUUACAAUCAUCGCAAUCGCAAUCACAGCAGUCUACCAGCAAGAGCUCCUCCUCCAGUACAUGCGACCCAUCCUCCGAUCGAAGACACUGAACGCCCUCUCCAAAACCCUCAGCUUGACCUCCUCGACAAAGUCCCUCUCCGCCAUGGCCCCCAACUCCACCUUCGUCGGCCUCCCCGUCAUUCCACCCGAGGAUCCAUCCCUCAACGCAAAGAAUCCCAAACCCCGAGGCAUCCAAGCCGUCUUCCUCGCGCGCGAGCAGGCCGAAGGUGCAGGCGCGACAGUGCGAAGAUCUAUCGGCACGCCGAAGCUACGCAACUUCACCCCCUUCCUAAUGCUCGAUCACUUCAACGUCGGCAUCGGCGCCGGCUUCCCAGACCACCCUCAUCGCGGCCAAGAGACCAUCACCUACCUUCUCAGCGGCGCCGUCGACCAUGAGGACUUCGCUGGCAACCGCGGCGUCAUCAACCCGGGUGAUCUGCAAUUCAUGACCGCCGGCCGGGGCAUCGUGCACGCCGAGAUGCCGUCCGACAAAAUGGCGGAAGAAGAGAGCGCGAUCGGCAUGCAGCUCUGGGUCGACCUCCCCAAAGAUCUCAAAAACUGCGAGCCGCGCUACCGCGACCUGCGCGCCUCGGAAAUCCCGCAGGUCACGCUGGACGAGGGUAAGGUGCACGUCAAAGUCAUCUCCGGCCGCAGCCACGGCGUCGACAGCCUGCAGGAACUCGCCUACACCCCCGUCUGGCUGCUCGACGUGACCGUCCAACCCGGCGGCCGCAUUGCGCAAUCGCUGCCCGCAGGUUUCAACACCUUCGCUUACAUUCUCGAAGGCGCGGUGACGUGGGAUACCGGCGCGACGAGCCAGGAAGUGCAGCAGUACCACAACACCGUUUUUGAGCAGACGGGCGACCAGGUGAUUGCCAGCGUGCCCGCCGACGCGAAGCAGGCGGCGCGCUUCAUCCUCGUGGCGGGCUUGCCGCUCGACCAGCCAAUUGUGCAGUACGGGCCUUUUGUGUUGACGGAGGCCAGCCAGGUGCGGAAGGCGAUGAUGGAUUACUCCACGUUCACGAAUGGGUUUGAGCGCGCGGAGAACUGGCGCAGUGAGAUUGGCAAGGUGAUGAUGCAUUAGGUUUGAAUGCUGCUCAUCUCCAACGACUUGACGAAAUGUAUAUAUUGAAAGAAGGGCGCUGAGUGCUGAUAGAAAUUGUGUAGAAUGUAGUACCGCAACGUCCCCAGUGUGACCAC